AUGCGUGGUGCACGAAAGGUUCAACUGACGAAAAAGAAGGGCAUUGCGAAGAAGAAGCGGACAAAGGCUGCAGCCCCAGAUGUGGAGGUUGAAGAUGUUGAAGAUGUUGAACGUGGGUGUGAAGCGGAGGAGAUAGAACAUCCUUGUACUCAACGUUAUACUGCAGUUGUGGUGGUUAUCACGUCGGCACUGUUUACCUUGAUCUCGAUUUAUGUGGCGCAAAUGUGGUCAACAUCUCCCAGCGACGGCUUGGCACUUGUGAUGUCGGGACAGCAGCAGGAUGCAAGCAUCACCAAUCCUUUAUUCAGCUUGCGUAGUGCUGGGGCAGGCGUUGCCCCAGGGAUUGAGGUUCGAGCGCGCAGUGUACGUACUGCCAAAGAUGGACUGUGGAGUGUUCAGGAUGCUCAGCAGCCAGCGCCAGAGACCGCACUCACCAUAAUCCCACAAAGCAUCACCCGGUCGCCAAUCGACACAACCCAACUAACCCAACUACCAGCCGUCCCAAGCCUUCCAAGUCUUCCUUUGUCUCCACGGCAGCGCGGAAGCUUCAAACAUCCGCGAAUACUUUGGAUACAUCUGCAUGGUUAUGGCGGUACAACGAUUUGUGACAUGGCCAGAUCACAGGGAGAGAAGGUUGCACGUUCGCAGGACAACUGCAAUGUCAUGCCGGACUUGUGCUCCACACCCAAAGUUUUCCGGACUCCAUGCAAGAAGCGGGCAUCCAGCUUACAGUAUACCUUCACAGCUAUAGAGCGUGCUGUAGACGAUGAUGACCUGUCUUGUCUCGGGAGUGCCGGAAGCCAGAUGCAGCCCACCAUGCUGUAUGGGAUUAUGUUGCGUGAUCCACUUGCUGGUAUCAAAUCAACUUGGAUUGGCAACGAACUGGAGAAGGACAUGAUCGUUAAUGCGAUAAGGUCCCGGGAAAAGCCGCGAAACUUCCAAUACCAUUUUUGCCUGCCUCCUUUUGAUACGUAUCAGCACUUUGAUAACUUUGCUGUCCGUAGCCUGAGUGGUGAUUACGAUGUGGAUCCCGGUGCUGUGACACACUGGCAUUUGGCAAGGGCGAAGGAAGUGCUGUCCAAGCUGGAUGUCAUCCUCAUUCUGGAACAGCUCCCUGACCAUAUGCCCCAGCUGCACACCGUUUUUGGUUGGGAUGGUGUGACGGACAACCCUUUCAGAUCCCACAGACACCGCAUACCCAAGAAUGCAAUGAGCCCUGGCGAGGAGGCUUUUUUGAAGAAAGUCAACACCUUUGAUUAUGAGCUUUAUGAGUUUGGUAAAGAGUUAGCCCUGCAACGCACACUACAGGCCAAGCUGCGUUCUGUCUCAUAA
Molecule: messenger RNA, 1332 nt
Organism: Symbiodinium natans
Lineage: Eukaryota; Dinophyceae; Suessiales; Symbiodiniaceae
Source: the annotation of a GenBank genome assembly